AUGGAUUACUCCCAUUUCCCCUCCCCUCCUGCCUCAUACACUCCACCCUCGCCAUUCGCAGCAAUUCGCAGCGCAAAAUAUAUCAUCGGCACGGACGAGUGGUUGGAUGAUACGAUCACAUGUCAUCUGAUCGGGCUACGCCUUUUCAGCACCACUCCCACCCUCCCCACCUCACACUUGGGCACCCAUACUCAAUCUCGCAGUCGAGCAGCAGCAGGGCAGACAAAAGCAGAGAAUGCAGGAGGAGGAGCAACAGGAGCGGCAGAAGCACAUGCAGUGGAAACAGACGAAGGCAGUGGUGCAACCGAGACAGGAAAAUCUGCAGCAGCAGAAACAUCAGAAGCAGGUCCAGCGGAAUCGCGAAUCACAAAAGGCACACCUGAAGAAACACCUGGAAAAUCACCUGAAGAGAAUCCUGAGAAAAUAUCAGAUCGACCAGCUUCCCCUCUCUCAUCCUCCUCCCCCUCCACUCCCUCCUCUCCCCCCCAACCUCCCUCUGCCCUCACGCUCCUCUGGCCAAUCAUAGUGCACCCCCAUUUCAAGGCCUCUAAUGUGCACGUUCUCGUGCUCCCAUUGGUGGCGCCCUGCCACGUGGAAGCGUAUGAGAGGCUGUGCUGGCAGCGCACUUGUGGGGGAGGGGCGGGGUUGGCGCAUGGGGGUGGGAGCUGGGGAGGGGGAGGGGGAGUGGGGGUAGCAGGGGGGGGGGGCGCGGGUGGUUUGGGGGGCGCUACUAUUGGUGGUUCCAGUGGACCCACGCUGUCUGCUCUGCAUGCCAACCUGCCCGCUGUUACAGCGGCAAUCUUUCCUACUCAAUGCGGUCGUCUUGCUCGCUCACUGCAUCGAUUCUCUCAUCUCAACCGACUCUACCGUCACUCCCAUGGCUCCCCCACGCACCUCCCCUCUCCGCCCCCUCCGCCCCCUCUUCAGCCCUCCCCUCCAUCUCCCUCACUGGGGGAGGAGGAGGAGGAUAUGGGGGAGGAGGGAUGGGAGGGGUGGGCGCUGGUGCGAAGGCUUCUUGGUUCCGCGCCAGGCUUGGGCGGAGGCUCGGGAGGAGGGGAUGUGGGGAGGAAGGGUGGGGGUGUAGGGGAUGGUGUGAUGCUCCAGCUGCUAAAAGCGGCUGAGCUGGAGGGCAUCAGACUGCUCAUCUCAACGUAUCUCCCCUUUGGUGAGAAUGCAUUCCACUUGUCCUAG
Molecule: messenger RNA, 1191 nt
Organism: Closterium sp. NIES-65
Lineage: Eukaryota; Viridiplantae; Streptophyta; Zygnematophyceae; Desmidiales; Closteriaceae
Source: the annotation of a GenBank genome assembly